Messenger RNA from Haliotis rubra (blacklip abalone), 2031 nucleotides. Its product is annotated as serine/threonine-protein phosphatase 6 regulatory ankyrin repeat subunit A-like. Bases 365 to 1336 code for a protein of 323 amino acids. NCBI's taxonomy places the organism in Eukaryota, Metazoa, Mollusca, Gastropoda, Lepetellida, Haliotidae. The transcript is spliced from 2 exons. The record is from RefSeq and is a predicted model, not a curated record. Gene Ontology annotation, molecular function: protein binding.
GCAGAUAUACGGCUUCCAUUGACAGCGUGGAAUGUAACCGGUUUGGUGAUUACACACAAUACUGCGCCAUGUUGUAAAGAGUAUGACAGGCCGUUACAGAAAACAUCUAUUCAGCAUUCAUACCGUAUGGGAACCCUAUUGACCCAGCGGCGACUGUCACGGUAUGAUUGUUAUCAUGUGUAUGCUGUAGUCGAAGCAAGUCGCCUCGCUGAUGUCUGUUGAUGUCAACUCACCACAGACUGUCACUAGCUUCACAGAGACAGAGCCAACAAUCCAGUGUGCACAGAACCGACAUUUACAGAACAGCAAAAUAAGUUGGUAACUGAAAAAGAACAGAAGUAAAAAUAGUUGGACUGGUUGUGCUAUGAUGUAUAAAAAUAAAGGUGACUCGCCUCUUCACAUAGCAGCCGAAUUCGGGUCGGAAUAUAAUGUUGAGCUCUUGGUGGAAUCUCGAGCCAAUGUGAACUCUCAGAACAGCCACGGUGACACUCCACUCCACAAGGCAGCAGGAAGGAGAUCAGUGGACUGUGUGGAGCUGCUUCUUGAGGCUGGAGCUGAUGCCAAUCUCAAGAACAAUGCUGGUGACACCCCACUCCACAUAGCUGGCGAGAGAGGCUCAGUACAAUCAUUAAGACUGUUAUUAAAGUUCGGAGCCUAUGUGAACGAUCGGAACAGUGUAGGAAACACAUCCCUUCACCGAGCUGCUAAAAGACGGUCAGUAGAUUAUGUAAACGUACUGUUAGCAGCGGGAGCUAGUCGGUACUUGAGGAACAUGGCAGGCGACACAGCUUUCCAUGCAGCAGCCGAGAUGGGAGUUUCAGAGAGUGUGGCUGCAUUGAUGAAAGACAUGGUUGAUGUUAACAUACAGAAUACGAUAGGUAACACCCCACUCCAUAAAGCGGCUUCAAGGGGCCAUUGCAGUUGUGUUGGUGAAUUGUUGAAGGCUGGUGCUGAUGUGAACAUCCAGAACAGAAGGGGUUCAACAGCGCUUCACAGAGCCGGGAGAACCUCGUACGAGUGUCUUAAGCAGAUGUUGGAACAAGGUGUUGAUACCAGUAGCAUGUUUCUCCCAGAGGAGAAUGGUUGUGAUGGGAGUUCUAGGAUGUGGGUAGAUGUAAACGUUCAGGACAAUAGAGGCGACACACCCCUACACAGAGCAGCAGAGUAUGGCUCUACGGAAAACGUUGAGGUUCUGCUGAAAGCUGGGGCGGAUCUUCGAGUGAAGAACAAGAGAGGAGACACACCUCUGCACAAAGCCACGUACAGGGGACAUAAGAAUUGCGUAAACGUCUUGUUGAAUACUUUAAAGCCAAAGGAAUGCGCAACCCCUUUUUAACGUGAUACUGAGAAAAAUAUUAAAAUCCGAGACAUAUAUUUUGAGUAUUGGUCUUGGUGAUGUGAGUUGCAUGGAUGUCCCGUCACUGACGACUGAAAACUGUAUAUGCUCCAUACAUAACGGUGGUAUUGAUUUGUGACAAGCUGGGAUUGAAAUUGAUUAACAGCUGUUGCUACUGCUGCUGAUAUCGAUGCACACCUGAUGCUGAUAUUGAUGCAGGGCUGGAGAAAACAUAACAGUUAAGCUUUGGCUGGUAUUCAUGUAUGGGUAACUUCAAUGUUGAAACUCGUCCAGUGAUGAUAGUGAUGUCCAGUUAGCGUUGACAGUGACGUGUGGUUGUGUGGACCUUGAUUGCAGUGAUUGUUAUUGACACAGAACUCUUUAUGAUACUGAUAUUUGCCUAAGGUUGAUAUUGAUUUACUAGUGGUGUUGUUAUGGCUAUAGCUAUAUUGAUGCAAGGCUAAAGCUGAUAUUGAGGCAAGGCUAAACCUGAUAUUGAGGCAAGGCUAAAGCUGAUAUUGAUGCAUGACAAAAGCUGAUAUCGAUGCAUGGAUAAAUCUGAUAUUGAUGCAAGCAAGACCAAAGCUGAUAUUGACGCAAGGCUAAAUCUGAUAUUGAGGCAAAGCUAAAUCUGAUAUUGAUUCUAGGCUAAAGCUGAUAUUGAUGCAUGACUAAAGCUGAUAUCGAUGUAAGGC